GUGCAAAGAUCAAUCAGCUCUUGAGCCGAUUCGACAUGGCUGCUGCUUCUUCCCUCUCGCUCUCGCUCCCGCUCCCGGCGACGACGCCGGCCACGCUCCGGCGCGGGGCACUCCACGGCCCGGCGCUACCAUCGAGGAGGAAAUCGCCGGCGUCGGCGGCGCGCUGCGCAGCCUUCCGGCGGAACACGAGCGGCGGCCGGGGCCAGUACGGCGGCGCGCUGGUGGACGAGGGCAUGUCCGUGCUGCGGCGGCGGAUCCGGGAGGCCCGGAUGGCGGAGACAAACUACGAGGCGCCCGCGGAGUGGGCGGCCUGGGAGAAGCUGUACUACCCCGCCUACGUCUCCGACGUGUCGGGCAUCGUCGGCGCGCUGCAGCUGGCCCUCAUGGGCACCAGGCCCAGCGUCGCCAUCGCCGUCGCCGCGCUCGUGCUCGGCAGCGUGCCGGUCUCCGCCGCCGCCGCGAUGCACCACCUGGCGGCGGUGGCCGAGGCCGUCCUGCAGUCCGUGCACCACGUAUCUUGAUCGAGUCAGGCGGUCAUUUGGGCAAAUGUGUCCCGUACAUAGCUUGUUGUGGACUUGUACGUAGUUCGUUUGCAGCCGGAUUGAUUGAUAUAUGAAGAUUCUUUAGCCUUGACAGAUCGCAA
This is a messenger RNA of Panicum hallii, 643 nucleotides long. RefSeq lists its product as uncharacterized. Bases 36 to 521 code for a protein of 161 amino acids. The record is from RefSeq and is a predicted model, not a curated record. Lineage: Eukaryota; Viridiplantae; Streptophyta; Magnoliopsida; Poales; Poaceae. The transcript has a single exon.